AUGCUCAAGUCCGCCAGUCUCGGGAUCACGACCCCUGCCAAUCCCUGCCGGUCCCCGGAAACUCAAUCUGCGUGUGGAAAGUCAAAUCUGCAUAUGGACACCCAAUCUGCAUCUGCAUACUCAGUCAGCCUGCAUCCCAUUACUGCACUGAACCCCAUCGCACAACUCCAACCCCUUCUCACCUUUCGCCAAGCUGUGCCAUCCCGCGAAUGCCUCCCACACGCUGACUCACAAUGGAGUUGGAAAGGUGGGUGCCGUGCCGCAUCUCCGUGGACAUCUCAUCUUGCAGCUUUGCGGACUAAUCGAAGCUUGGGCAGGCGCAAGAAGACUCUCGACGUAUACGAAGCGCUCUUUACGAACAUUCGGGCGAGCCUGAGCGCUCUCGAAACCGGGCAGCAUGACUUUAUCCUCGCAAUGGGACCCUCCGCCUUCCAACGAUCCGAUCUCCUCCAGAAUGGCGAUUACGCCGCAGUCAUAGCCAGUGCAAAGGGCACAGUGUUCGGUGCUGAGAAGGCCUUCGAGAAGUACACUGCCAUCGUCCACAAAUGGAACCAGCACAUCUACAACAUGCAAAUACUACUUUCCACAGUCGAGACGGAGCUGGGUGUGGCCAGGGACGCAUUCGUGGAGACGCUACAAAACACAGCACGAAGUGGUAUGUUGGCUGAGGAGACUUGCGCCAAAUCGCCACCAUACACACGCACACAUGCAAAAGCGAGACAUGCAAAAGCGAGACAUGCAAAAGCGAGACAUGCAAAAGCCAGACGUGAAGACGCAGCACAAAUUGAUAUGCUGGCUGAGGAUACGUCCGCGAAAGCGCCACCAUACACGCACGCGUCUGCAUGCAAAAAGGAGACAUCAGCGCCUAGCAGGUUCGUCAAAUGCCCACGUCAAGCGUACACUUCGGGCAUGAGAGCUGAAUCCAAUACAAGCAGGUCAAACAAGGACAUCUCAUAUCUCAUCGGUUCAGCUGGCAUCAAGCAUCAGAACAAUUCCAACUGGAUCUCGAUGCUUUGGACGGGGCAGCAAACGUCUCAACACAACCCAUUUGAGAUCCAUCACCUACUACACAUCAAUCAAGCCGUUUUCCUCCUGCUUUUUCCACCUGACUUUUCCCAACGCAAUUCCGGCCCUGCUGUGGAAGGCAUGCCCACUCCGAACGGCGGUAACCUGCUGCACUGCC
Molecule: messenger RNA, 1183 nt
Organism: Pseudocercospora fijiensis CIRAD86
Lineage: Eukaryota; Fungi; Ascomycota; Dothideomycetes; Mycosphaerellales; Mycosphaerellaceae
Exons: 4
Source: RefSeq, a predicted model, not a curated record